GAUUUCGGUUCUAGAGUUUAGAGAUGUGAUCUAUAUUAACUUCUCCCAUUUGUAAUCUAAUAUUAUUCUCUCUUUCUAUUUGUACACGUAGAUUAUACAUUGUCGAGUUUUUGUUGUUUUACAUUUUAUCAGGGCUGAUUUUGGGAAAUUUUCUUUUAAAGAAAGUAUUGAGUUUUUUACAUAAUUUGGAAAUUUUCUUGGACCCUCUGAAAACCUCCAACCACUAAAGAGAAGAGAUGUUGUCCAUGGUUUUCACUCUCCAAACUCUUCUGCACAUUAUAUAUAAUGUGAUGAUUGAUCAAAUUUUAAUUUCUACACAAAAUUAAACAAUAACAAUAGUUGUAGCUCGUUUCUGAUAGUUUGAUGGCUACCACCAAUUCAUCAAACGAUGAAGAAUUACAAGAAACGAAUGGAUAUGCUGAAAUAAAGGAAGCAGAAACCACAAAAAGAGUCGUAAUAAGUGGAGUGAGCAGAGGGUUAGGACGAGCUUUGGCAUUGGAAUUGGCUAAACGUGGGCAUACAAUCAUUGGUUGUGGUCGUGACAAAAUCAAAUUAGAUUCACUUCAACAACAACUCUCCAAUGCUUCCCCACGAGACCAUUUGCUCUUCAACCUGGAUAAAUCAAAUGACAGCAUCCAAAAAAUGGCACACAAGGUUAAGGAGAAAUUUGGUUCCAUUGACAUCAUUGUAAAUAAUGCGGCUGUGGUGAAUGAAACUUUGAAGUUGUGGGAGAUUCCUAGUGAAAUGUUCGAUAAUGUGAUUGACAUAAAUAUAAAAGGGGCAGCAAAUGUGUUGCGUCACCUCAUUCCUCUUAUGCUUCCUAAAAAUAAAGGAACUAUUGUUAAUAUAUCUUCUCUCUAUGGAAGAAUUGCAGGGAUCUGGCUUUCAGUUUAUUGUAGUUCAAAAUGGACGAUUGAAGGUUUAAGCAAAUCGAUUGCGAAGGAGCUACCAAAUGAAAUGACGAUUGUAAUAUUAGAUCCUGCCAUUAUUAAUACUGAUAUGUGUGUUUUUGUUCAAGGCCAUCUAGCUUCUCAAUGCCAAUCUCCUCAAGAAUGGGCUCUUAAAGCAACUCCGAUUAUUCUAAACAUUACAACUGCUGAUAAUGGUGCAACUCUCAUCGUUCCUGAUCCGGGUGUUUUACCUGAUUUUUGUCUUUAA
Molecule: messenger RNA, 1158 nt
Organism: Benincasa hispida (wax gourd)
Lineage: Eukaryota; Viridiplantae; Streptophyta; Magnoliopsida; Cucurbitales; Cucurbitaceae
Source: RefSeq, a predicted model, not a curated record